This is a messenger RNA of Dothidotthia symphoricarpi CBS 119687, 452 nucleotides long. RefSeq lists its product as uncharacterized. The transcript has a single exon. Lineage: Eukaryota; Fungi; Ascomycota; Dothideomycetes; Pleosporales; Dothidotthiaceae. The record is from RefSeq and is a predicted model, not a curated record. The coding region runs from base 135 to 353 and encodes 72 amino acids.
CCUAUCAUCAAGUCUACGAACAUCACGUCUACAAUCUUCAAGCCUACCUACUCUCAUACGCUUUCAAAACACGACCAAAGAACUGAACAUCACCAAGCCCACCUCAACUCAAAGACAAACAAAACCCUCUCACAAUGUUCUCCUGCGUCAACUACGAGCGCGGAUGCCGUGGCCGUUGCAACAGCACAAGCGGUCGAUGCGAUAGCUGUGUAACUCUCAAACUUCAAUCGAUCCGCGGAAACAACAACUCGUCCACAUCAUCAGUCAACCGGUCAGCAGCAGCAUACUCGGCCAUGACGUCCUCUUUCGCUUCGCUAUCACAACUCCGUACCGCUGCAACAAGGGCUCAAUGACCGAGCUGCCGAUAUUACCACCAAUCUUAUCGACCACGACAUUAAACGACUUUCUUGAAUUUUAGCGACCGGUGUUUGGAGAAUUAAGCAGGAUUAUCA